AAUUAGGGAGAGGUUACUAUUACUUAAUAUACACCCACACCAACGAGGGUUGUUAAACUAUUGAUCAAUAGACGCCAAUUAGAUGUCAUAGAAUAUAGAAUUUAACUUGCAAGAGAUCGCCGCAUGAUUUUUGCUCUUUUCACUUUGCAGUUUAAAUGUUCACAAACAAUCAAAGGCAGGAAGAGCGCACCGGGAAGUAUGGAACUCCCAGGGUGCAAUACCUUCAGGAACUGGUGACUCGGUUUCAAAAUGCAUCAGAUGAAGAGACAAAAGAGCAGAUAGUUGCUAAUUUGGCGAACUUUGCAUACGAUCCAUACAAUUAUACUUUUUUGCGCCAGCUCAAUGUUAUAGAGCUUUUCCUGGAUUGUAUAACCGAGCCUAACGAGAGGCUUGUGGAAUUUGGUGUUGGAGGAAUCUGCAAUUGCUGUGCAGAUCCAGCGAAUGCUGCACUUGUCACACAAAGUGGUGGGAUCCCUCUUGUCAUACAAUGCCUAUCAAGUCCUGUUAGAAACACGGUGAAUUACAGUCUUGGGGCAUUGUAUUAUCUUUGCAAUGCAUCGAACAAGAAAGAAAUCUUGAAGCCGGAAGUAGUAGAUGUGAUCAAGAGGUAUGCUGCAGCUGGUGAAGUUAGUGUAAGUUUCAGUAAUCUGGCACAAGCUUUCUUGGAUAAGCACGUCUCUGACCUCAAGUAAGUUGUCACUGUCAAAUAUUUAUGUAUGCAGUUUGAAAAAGGAUUAUCAUAUAUGGUCUCUUCCAUAUUUUUUCACAUUCAUAUUUGGUUAUUUAUGAAGUGACCAAUUUGAUUACAAACUGUUAUAUUUUUAUAUAUUAUUUUUUAAAUAAAGUAAGAAUAAAGAUAAUAUUAUUGCUCAUA
Molecule: messenger RNA, 874 nt
Organism: Ipomoea triloba (trilobed morning glory)
Lineage: Eukaryota; Viridiplantae; Streptophyta; Magnoliopsida; Solanales; Convolvulaceae
Product: armadillo repeat-containing protein 7
Exons: 6
Coding region: 156-692 (178 amino acids)
Molecular function (GO): protein binding
Source: RefSeq, a predicted model, not a curated record